Stegostoma tigrinum is the source of this 1475-nucleotide messenger RNA. RefSeq names its product brain expressed, associated with NEDD4, 1 (gene bean1). Lineage: Eukaryota; Metazoa; Chordata; Chondrichthyes; Orectolobiformes; Stegostomatidae. The record is from RefSeq and is a predicted model, not a curated record. The coding region runs from base 533 to 1474 and encodes 313 amino acids. The transcript has 6 exons. Gene Ontology annotation, molecular function: protein binding.
CCAGUCCCUGAGCCAACAAAAGUACUGCUCACACGGAGUUACUUUCGACGUGGAUACCUGGGUGGGUGGGUGUGCGUUUUAUCCCAACAAGGCCCACCCAAGGGAGACGUUCAGUCUUCAGCUGAGGAAAGCGGUUCGAGUCUCCCUUCGCGGGAAAUGACUGCCUGUGCUUGCAACACAGGGCGACUGAUGUUUGGAGAGAGAACUGGGGUGGACCACUGACGGCAGGAGGCAAACAUUGUUCGCUGUCGCGUUUCAGCAGCGUUGCCUGGGUCUGGUUAUGAAGCUGAGGGAUAUCUCCUAUUUGAGAGAGAGAGAGAGAAGGCGAGAGGAGAGUGAAUGAGAUCCGGAAACUGGGGAUGAGGACCGAUGGCAGACUGGGACCCAGAAGCGAUGGUGUUUAAACGCCGUUUCCUGAAACUCCAUCAUCAUUUGCACCGGCUCCGCUGAAUCCUACAUUUGCAAAAAUAUUGAUAAUAUUUAAACACACGUUUCUCCAGCAAAUGCAGUCUUAUGGAUUAAGACCUGGCGCAUGGAGAUAAUCGUAUACUUCUGUUCAGUUAAUCUUUUCUAUCUACCUCUCAUUCUCGGGAGCUCCAUCAGGAUUGGUCUAGAAGGGAGCUACUCUAACCUCUCGGAACAAAGCAUCCUGCCAUGUAAGAAGGAAGAGCUACAAUGUGGGAAUGGCUUGUGUCUCCUGAACUGGUUACACUGUCAGUACCGGAAGGACUGUGGCCGAGAGUACACCUCUGUCAAGUUAUUAUGUUCGAAGAUUCAGUCGAACCAGAGCGGAAGCCACAGUGGAUAUUCGCAUUAUAUGGACGUCAGCAAUGAUUCCAGUUUGCUGGUGUCACCGCUGGUAGUGGCAGGCAUUGUGAUUGGACUAGUGCUCUUCCUGUCCUGCAUGACCAUCAUUGUCGGCAGCUUCAGAAAAGACAGCCGCUUAAGAAACUCCAAUCUCAGGACCGAGCCAAGUUAUGCCCCAGAUGGUUUCUCAUUUGGAGGAUCUGUUGGAGAGCUGCAAUCAACUUGUGUCGAAGAGUACCCCCCUACUUUCGAUAUCGACUCCUACAUUGAGACACUGUCCCAGAUCAAUGUGAUGUAUCAGGAUUCGCCCCCACACUACGAGGACUGUGUGGGUCACCGUGCUCCUGAUCUCUACCUCCCAGAGGAAGACCCACCGCCAUACUCCCUGACUGACCCACGCCAGAGGAAUGUCUCCACUCACAGGGAGCCCCCUGAGGAUCAGGCCAGAUCCCAGGAACCGGGGGAUCCCCCUCAUGUCCCAAGCCUUCCCUCCGAAUCCCAGCAGGUGGUUGUGUCAAUCUCCUCGAGCUCUGUGCCCCUGGACCAGGCCCCUCCCUAUGAGCAGGUGGUCUUUAACAGGCAGGAGGUGGCCCUCCCACUAAGCCCACCGGGGGAGCUAAAGGACACGCCUGAGGAAUGCAGACCCAUCUCCCGCACCAUCGUGUAAA